Messenger RNA from Oenanthe melanoleuca, 5085 nucleotides. RefSeq names its product chromosome 1 C3orf38 homolog (gene C1H3orf38). Bases 61 to 975 code for a protein of 304 amino acids. NCBI's taxonomy places the organism in Eukaryota, Metazoa, Chordata, Aves, Passeriformes, Muscicapidae. The record is from RefSeq and is a predicted model, not a curated record. The transcript is spliced from 3 exons.
AACCUCUCUGCCGGCCGCUCUUUCCAGCCGGCGCCCGGCGCUGCGGCGCGCGGCGCGGCCAUGGCGGGCGCGGGGCUGAGCGAGCGGGAGCGGGCGGGCUGCCGGGACCUGCUGGAGCUGCUGCGCACCGAGGAGCUGCUGGCGCUCACCGACACCGUCACCAACCGCCUGGUGCACCCGGAGAGCCGCCAAGAGGCCAUUCAUGCCAUUCUGGUGUACAGCCAGAACGUGGAGGAGCUUCUGAGGCGCAGGAAGGUCUGCAGAGAAAUCAUCUUCAGGUACUUGGCAGCUCAGGGGGUCGCAGUGCCCCCCUCCUCGGAGAAGCACCUGCUGAUCGAGCGCGUCCGGCAGCUCUGGGCAGGGCAGCUCCCAGCCCCAGGGCCCAGGAAACCUGCACAGAGUCAUGGAAAUGGACAGAAGUCACCAGAGGAUGACAUUGGUGGUCUAGGAGGAGAAUUCUGCCAGUGGUACUUUGAGCUCCUGAACUCUCAGCACCCUUUGGGAGUAAAAUCUGAAGAGACAUGGGGACCACAGCAUUUUUGGGAGGAUGCCAAACUGAAGUUCUGUUACAACACUUUGGAGAAAAACGUGGAACAGUAUGUGGGUGCAGACAUGGUGAGCCUGCGCCUGCUGUCCUUGGUUAAAGAAGAAUGUCUCCUCUUCAACCCCAAUUUGCAUUCCAGUGGCCUGAAAUGUGCCAUGUCCCCUCAUGGGCUGGUGCUGGUGGCAGUGGCUGGCACAGUGCACAGAGACAAUACUUGUUUGGGUGUCUUUGAGCAAAUCUUUGGGCUCAUCAGCUGCCCCAUGAGGAACAACACCUGGAAAAUAAAACUGGUGAACCUUAAAAUAGUAGGACAGAAUGCUCUGGAGCCUGGCAUGCAAAUUGAAAAACCUUCCAUAAAAUAUGAGUCAAACCAGCUGAGAGAGUUCUAUGAUGGGAAUGAACUGACUGUGUUUGAACCUCAGAAAUUCUGAGCAUUUUAUCACAGCUGCUGAGGGGUUGGGUUGUUGCUGCCAUGCAGUUUCUCUUCUCUGAGUAAGAUUUGCUGAGUGGCAAGCUGAGAUACAGGGUAUUAACACAGGUGAUGCUUGUGGGCACUUUCCAAGAGCUAACAAAUAUUUCAUAGGUAUUCCUUCAAGUUUUGCACUGUCAUUAGAGUGGAGUUUUGUUACAUUUAAAUAUGGGUUUGCAGCAGUGUGUAAUGAGGGGUUCACAAACUGCAAAUUCUCUUCAGGACACCUGAAACUCUUCACCUGAGCUGUAUCAACAAGUCAUUGCAUCUGAAUUUUGAAAUUUGGGAGGGCUGAGUGUCUAAAGGACAUCUGAGUCCCAAGAAAACCAACAGAAACCCAAACCAAACCACUGUGAAUAGAGGCAGCUGCUGUAGGUCUUCUAAAUGUGGUUUAAUGGGACAGUGCAGGGAACUUGGCAUUGUUAAAGUAUUUUUUUUAACUUCUUUGCAUUAAUUGCUUCCUGUCCUUUUACCUUGUGAUUCCAAUUUUGUCAUGAAUACACACAAACUAUCUCUGUCCCCAGGCAGACAAGCUUGAGAUGAUUUCCCAUUUCUAGCACUGACUGUCUUGGACCAAGAACUUGAUUUGAAAACUUGCAGCAACACUGUAUGAACCAAAUGCUCUGGUAGUUAUUUUGUGUAUAAUUACAACAGAGUCCUUAAUAUAAUAGUUGUGAUUUUUGUAUGUUUUCUCAAAAUAUGUAUUUUGUUUACUCUGAGCUGCUUUAUUACAUGUACUGAAAGUCCAUUUGUUACCACUGGGUGGUUACAAUGAUAGGCCAUGCUAAGAAAAGUGUUCAAGUACUACUUAAUAACUGAAAUUAUUGCCAGUGUAAAACUUGAUUGAUUUUUUUUUUUUUUUUACUUUAUUUAUUUAUAGGGGAUUAGAGCUGAAAUGAAGUGAAAACUUCUUUUUCUGCGUCUUGUUUGGGUUGUUUGGGAGUUUUGUUUUAAUUUUUUGGCUUCACUAUUUAAAGUUCUGAAAACACAAGCAUUCCCCAUAACUUAGCAGAACCAAAGGAACUGUUCCCAGGUUUGUCAUGGUAAGGUUUAGCUGGGUGAGAGGAAACAAGAAGGUUCAGAACUGAUUUUUAUGAACAGUCUGAUUCUUGCUUUCUCCUUAAAGUAAUUUCUUUUCUAAGCAAAAGUUCAGAUACUGUGUUGGGAUGUUCUUUCUCAAUAAACAGCUGAGUUGUGGCUUCUAAUUUUUCUGUUGUUUAGAACAAAUAUCCUUACUGAGAGUUCCAAAUUCAAUUUUCAAAUCAUUGACACAGGCAGAAUUUUUUAAGAGCAGAAAAACAUUGACUGUGUGGCAAAUGUGAGAAGGUAAUUUUAGCUGAACCUUGACUUAAAGGGAAAGGUUAGGACUUGUUUAAAUGGAGCUGAAAUUGUUUCUGGACUUGUUUAAAUGGAGCUGGACAAGUUUCAAAAAGCUGAAAUAUUUGCAGGAGUGAUUUCAUCCCUCUUUUUAGAUGCUGCUGUUCAGAGCUGAAGUAAUUAAUUGUUGAUUUACCCUUGGAAGCACUGGAAUCCAUUUUACUUGUAUUUAGGAGAUUAAAAGAAUUAAGUAAAAUUUCCUCAAAACUGUUGUCAUCCAUUUCCCUCUGUUUCCUAUCACAACAGAUAUUUUCAAUAACAGUUUCUUAUCACUACCACUGAAGCUGCAAUGCUAAAUUUGUGCUUUCUAGAUCUCUCUCUUGGCAAAUAAUUUGAUAAAAAGCAAAAUUCUGAUUUGUAGGAAAGCAUGUGGAACUUUCUGAAUGUUGAACAGUGGAAAUUGUGUCCCUCUCUGCUUUCUUGGGAUGCUCCCCAUGAAAUGAAGUUCUAAAGUGUGAUCAGGAAUUUGUAAAAUGUGUCUAAUAGUCUUCAUCUGUUUAGACUUUAUGAUUUUUUUAUUCUACUGUUUUUUUUCCUGUUAAAAUUGUCUUUAUCAUGACAGGAAAUCUUUUAUAUUCCCUUGUCACAAGGUGCUUCUGCUUCUUCCUGCAUUGCUUGCUGUUUUCUUCCAAUCCAUUAUCUGUCUUAGUAGCUCAUUCUUUUUCCCCUAAGAGUUAGAUAAGGGUAAACUCUGCAAGGUGAUAAAAUUCUGUAAAAGUAGAAAUACAGGCCUGCAGUAAAGAUAUCAACAGCCAUAGCAUUUUGCUUUUAGCUCAUGCAAUGUACUUCAGUUUUCAAAGCAUUUUGAAGACCUGCUGCAGCUUGAAAGUUCCUUUUCUUUUUUCAGGGUACAAAGUAGAAAUCUGAAAUUAGAUGUGGGUGUAGCUGCAGGAGAGAUGACAGUGCUGUGACCAUCCCUGCUGCCUGCAGGAAGUGCAGGGCCUUGCUGGAUCUCAGCAGGUGACAGGAGUGGCCUCUGGGUGACAUCUGGUGGCAGAUUCAUCACUUGCCUGGAGCUGCAGUGCUGAGGAGACUGUGCAGAAUAAGCUGCUUUAUCCCACUCCUUGCUGGCAACAAAAUGCCCUGAAAUUGCCAGGUAACCUCUUGCCUUGAUCUAAAGGAAAGCUUGAAGGGAAUCCCUCAGCAGAAUGAAAAGUAAGAAACCUCCUAUCUUUCCAGUCUAACCUUAAAGAAAUGACAAAAAUACAACAUUUAUUGGACUUGUUGCCAGUAGUAAUUGCCCUUACAGAAACUCUUUAGAGACAUGGGCUAGAACAGAGCAGAGAUUUUUGUGAAUGUGAUGUUUGUGCAGGGAGGCAUCUGCUGGAAGGAGCAAAGGAUGUGUAAUUCCUGCACAGCCACCUCUUCUCUGCCCUCAGAGCAUAAAUUGCAAGGGAAAUAACAUCAUGUUGUACAUGCUGCCAUAAAUCACUCAUUUUAUAACCAGUAAAAGCCUGAGCUGCUCUCUAGAUGAGGCUGGGGUGCCUUGCCAGCAUUUUCCCACAUAAGACUAUUGAAAGGAAAUGGUGAUUUUUAGUAACUUAACUGUGAUUUAACAAAACAGGCUCAUCUUUGGUAUCUGAGCUUUCUUCCUCCUCAGCUGCUGAGGUCUGUUGUCCCAAAUAAUGGACAGGAGCAGCUUUCAGGUAAGGAAUGAGUGACUGAAGUCCACCAGGAGAGGUGGCAGAACACACUCAGCCCCUCAGUGUCUUUCCUCUGUUUCAGGAGCCUGUAGAAGAUCACUGCAAGUGUCCUCUGAAGCAGCCUGGAUAACUCCAAGUGUGCUGUUUGAAUACUAUGUUAGAAUUCCAAAAUACCAAACCAAAUGUUUUGAUUUUUCCUCUUGGCAAAUUGCAGAACCUCCCAAGCACAAGGAAAAACAUGUUCAAGCUGUCACAGGCCUUACUGCAAAGGCUGUUUUAGGUACCCCUGGCUGUCACUGGGUCAUCUGGGUUGUGUGGGUGGGUGUUGCACUGGGGUCUCUGCUGUGUCUGGCUCUUUUGUCCUAGGGUGGGCCCUUUACAGUGCCCUGAGUGCUUCUGCAGGCAGCAUUUUAGUGCCAGUCAGGAGGCUGUUUUUGAGGAAAAUGCUGUGUUUGCUGCCACACCCACAGUUGCUGUGAUCUGAUUCACAUUACAGAACGUUCCCCCUGGAGUUCCCUUGGGACAAAAUGCACCAGGGAGAUCCUGCAGCCCUGUGGAUACCCUGCAGUCUGUGAGGCACUCAGGCUGCAGGACCACCCUGGAGCUGGCUGGCAGCAAACCCCCAACACAUUCAGAGAUGCUGUGCUGGCAGCAUCUCAGCAGCAGCUGUUUCAUGCUCCUGUUGCACAGCACUGUUUGCUAAUGUAAACACAGCUUAGGGGUGAUGAAAAUGGUAAUAUGGCCUCCUUAGGAUGAAAUUAAAUUCGUUUUCAUCCUAAUGCCUUCUUAAAAUGUGUGUAUAUAAAUGUACAUACAUAUUUUUAACAAGUCUUUCACUCACUUUCUAGCAUUUCCCUUGCAGGAUUUAUAUUUCAAAUGCAGUAAUUGUCAGCUCCUCUUUAACAGCAAUAAGCAUAAGACAUCAUGUCAGUACUUGUUCAUUUAUUCCUUUUUCUCAGUUCAUUAGUGUUAUUUAUUGCCUGGCUGGAUUUUGAGUAUUAAUGAAUUCUCCUCAAAGUUUGCAUUUUUUAUUGAAAUAAAUCGAUCCCUUU